CUCUGUGAUAUUGAACAAUGUGUGGGUACUUUAAAUAAUGAAAUUGCCGUGAUUUCUAAAUGGAGCAGAUACAAUGGAUUGAAACUGAAUGCUGGUAAAACGAAGGCAAUGAUCUUUGGUACGGCGCAGAAGGAUCUGCGCUGGCUAUCACUUAAGUCCAGGCGUGAGUUCUUUCUGUCGUGCCUGAUUUAUAAAGCUUUUUAUCUGCAUCAAAAACCGUUAAUCCAGCAGAACCUGCGUGCUUUAGAGCCACGGUUUCGUAGAGGUGAUGUUCGACAGGACUAUUUAGCUUUACCUAGCUGUCGCACGACGAAAUAUGAUAAAUCGAUUAUUGUUUCGGUGAUCAGAGUUUGGAAUGGACUACCAGUGCAAUGUACGUCGGCGCUAACGUUUGUGGAAUUUCGCAGACUAACCUACGAGUACUUUUUGAGUGUGGAUAGAUCAUAA
Molecule: messenger RNA, 447 nt
Organism: Cotesia congregata
Lineage: Eukaryota; Metazoa; Arthropoda; Insecta; Hymenoptera; Braconidae
Source: the annotation of a GenBank genome assembly